Cucurbita maxima (winter squash) is the source of this 1562-nucleotide messenger RNA. RefSeq names its product homeobox-leucine zipper protein HAT5-like. Lineage: Eukaryota; Viridiplantae; Streptophyta; Magnoliopsida; Cucurbitales; Cucurbitaceae. Gene Ontology annotation, biological process: positive regulation of DNA-templated transcription. The coding region runs from base 343 to 1347 and encodes 334 amino acids. The record is from RefSeq and is a predicted model, not a curated record. Gene Ontology annotation, molecular function: DNA-binding transcription factor activity, RNA polymerase II-specific; sequence-specific DNA binding. Gene Ontology annotation, cellular component: nucleus. The transcript has 3 exons.
ACCAAGUUCUUCCCCCUCCGAAGGGAAACGGGAAGGAAAGGAGGAGAUUCUCUUCUCGGAGGCUUCAAACCCAGAAACCAUUUCCUCUCGAUCUUCGAUUUCAAUUUGGAAAAGAAAUCCAAAGAAUCGAAGAACAGCCUCAUCCAUUAAUCUUUCUUAUUCUGAGGGAUGGGUGUGAGCAGCCGUUGUUCCCAUACUUCACACAUCACCGAAAUCAUAAUCACCAGCUUCUUCCGCCAUAAGUCUUAGAUUACCCCCCAACAACACAGACCCACUGGCUAAUCUUCUCCGUUUUAUUGAUGGCUGUUUGAAACAGGGAAUAGUUUCUUUGUAUUUAGGGCUAUGGCGGGUCGGAGGGUAUAUGGCGGCGGCGGCGACGACGGUGGUAGUAUAAGCGGUGUUUCUUCCAAUCAUAGUGUUUUGCUUCAGAAUCGUGGAGGGUCUUUUGCUUCUGAGCCUCUUAGUGCUCUUUUCCUUUCUGGGUCAUCUUCUUCUACUUCCCCCUCUCUGCUUGAUUGUUCUGGUAUAGGUUCAAGAUCCAUGAUGAGUUUCGAAGAUAUUCGUGGAGGAAACGGAUCGAAUAGAUCGUUCUUUUGCCCGUUCGAUAAUGAAGAUAAUGGGGAUGAAGACUUGGAUGAUUACUUCCAUCACCCUGAAAAAAAGAGGCGUUUAUCAGCUGAUCAAGUCCGGUUCCUUGAGAAAAGUUUCGAGACCGAGAACAAGCUCGAACCGGAGAGGAAAGUUCAGCUAGCAAAGGACCUCGGGCUGCAGCCUCGUCAGGUUGCUAUAUGGUUUCAAAAUCGCCGAGCACGGUGGAAAACUAAACAGCUGGAGAAGGACUAUGAAGCUCUUCAAUCCAGCUAUGGAAACCUUAAGGUUGACUAUGAAAACCUACUGAAGGAGAAGGAUUCAUUGAAGGCUGAGAUUCUUGUCCUGACAGACAAACUGAUACUCAAAGACAAAGAAAGGAGCAACUCUGUGGUGUCUGAAGAUGACAAAUUUGGUGAAGAACCACCACAAAAUUUGGUUGAUGAAGCCUCCAAAUCUUCAAAGCUGGGUUGUAAGCAGGAGGAGAUGAGUUCAGUCAAAAGUGAUAUAUUUGAUUCAGAUAGCCCACACUACACUGAUGGGGUUCACUCUUCACUCCUAGACCCCGGAGAUUCGUCCUACAUUUUCGAUCCCGAUCAGUCCGACUUAUCGCAAGACGAAGAAGAUAACUUGGGAAAGAAUCUUUUGCCUCCUUGCAUCUUCCCAAAGCUCGAAGAUGUCGAUUACUCUGACCCGCCCACAAGUUCUUGUAAUUUUGUAUUCCCCAUCGAUGACAAUGCCCUUUGGUCCUGGUCUUAGAGAGUCUUUUUCUAUGUUGUGCUUGUUUUUCUAGUAAUAAAUCCAAGCAAUGGUAGCCCACACCCACGUGUCGAGCCUAGCCGAGCCAGGUUCGACAACUUCUUCGAUCCGUCCUGUAAUCUUCUUGGGUUUUGGUUAAGGGUUGUUUUUAGUGUCGAAUGUUGUUUUCUUUGAAUGUGAUUAAAUAAUAUGUUGUCAAUUAUGUUUCCUCCUGA